Messenger RNA from Chara braunii, 2995 nucleotides. Lineage: Eukaryota; Viridiplantae; Streptophyta; Charophyceae; Charales; Characeae. The record is from the annotation of a GenBank genome assembly.
CGCAACCACCCCCCAUAUUACGGGCGGGUGUAGGAGGAUUAGCCCCUUGUAUUUGGGCGUUUGAAGAGCGAGAAAAAAAAUGUUAGAAUUUUAUGAAAGAGUUUUGGGAGCAAGAAUGUGUGCUGAAAAUGAUAUUAAAAUCCUAUAUGCCAAUUGUUUCGGUGUGUCGAUUGGUCAGCUGAUCGACGGACGUGAUUGCUCGGCUGAAGCAAUGUUGCAUGUGAGUGAAUUCUUGCAGCCUUUGGCGACUUCCAGGAGCUUGAGCAUAGCCACGAACCAAUCACUGUUAUGUCGAAAGCUGUCUACAAGACCGGGGCAAGAACUUCGGCUGCCAGUCCAAGAUGGCGCUGAGACGAGCGGAAAUGUACAGCGAGCGGAGCGAGAGGAUGUUUUCCGCAGGCGAUUGGAAGAAGACCGCAGCAGAGAGACGGCAGGCUCUCACUGUAACCCUUUGAGUUGUCCCUGUUGCUCAUCGUCUUCGCGGAGCACGGCUUUCUUGUCGAAGCAUGCCACCCUCGGAGGAGCUCGCCAGAGAAGACUGAGAAUGCAGCGAGCGUUGCGUAAAUUAUUCCCGCCGGCAAGAGGGCACUUUUGCAAAACUCGAUCUCAAAAAAUUGGCAGAAGAGAUUGGCAGAAUGCGUUUUUUUCCUGGCCCUCUGACGUCUGCUCCAGAUUUUCAUACUCGUUGUCGGAUGGGUGCAAGGACUUUCUUCUGAGAUCUCGAACUGAUGGACGCGCGGAGGACCUUCUGAGGACUCGACGGUCGAGAUUGCGGCAGCAGAACCGCUUCACAGCAGAGCCAGCGGUGGUUGGUUCGCUGCAUGAUUCGUGCGGAAGGCAGUUUCCGAGAAUUGGCCGGCAGCAGAGGACAUCAGCGGUCGCAAUGGGAGGACGGCUGCUAGACGGCGCAGGAGUGGGUGGCGGUGCAACUUCUCCUCGCGAAUCGCACACGAUGUCUCUAUCUGUCGUAUGUCGAGCGUCUUGCACCCUUUCUGCAACCCGCGACUGUCAUCGUGCUGCGAUGUCGACUGACACUCUGAGGCUGUUGCCCGACGAGGAGGAGGAGGAGGAACAGACUGUUGGGUGCACUUCAGGCGCAGCCACUGCUGUCGAAGAAAGUUACACUCCCUUUGCGCCGUCCCGGAAUGACAGGGAGUGCAGUAUGGGAACGGAGGAGGAGGUACCGUCGAAGAGGGGUGGAAUGGGGAGAACGGGAACGGUGCUGCCCGACGAGGCGUCGGCGAUGGUUUAUCGCAAUCGAUUGGGAUACCAACCAUACGAUCCUUCUGCAGCCGUAUGGAGAAACAUCCCGGAGUCAAUUCGAUCCAUAGCGGAGAAGCUCGCGGCGAUGGAGAAGGCUCGAGCAAGUGCCGGCGGCAAUGGGGAUUCUGCCCAUGCUGUUGCUGCAGGUAGUGGUGAUGGUGUCGGGGACGUUGACGAUGAUGAUGAGGAUAGCGAGUUCGACUCUGAUGACGGGGGGAUGAGCCAUGGCGGUCGUGCUCGUGGAAAGAGGAGGAGGGGGGGAUCGAAAACCAAACUCGAGGAGGAGAAAGCCCUUCGGCAGCAGGCCAUCGAUGAGAUCGAGCCAGAGAGAAGACGCCAAUUCUUCGCCGCAAGGCAGAUUGCUGGGCGGACGCUUGGCACAGUGGGGUACCUCUGCGAUGACUGUUGGCUGCCUAUGGAUGUGUGUAUAUGUGGGCAAUUGCAAUCAAGUCAGUUAUGGGAGGGGAUUCAUUUCUGGGUGUACAUGCAUGCGAAGGAUUUUCGGCGGAAAAACAACACGGGGAAACUGCUAUGGCAGGUGUUUGGUCCCCGUGCGGCCACCCUGUGCCUCUGCGGAAUACCAGAGCACGAGGAUCGGAUGUGGAGGGAGUUCGCAGAAGCGGGGUGCGGAAGUGUUUACGCCCUCUUCCCCUUGCGGGGGGACGGGAGGUCGACAUACACAGUGCAGCAGAUCACAGGUGACUGCAGACGGCAGUCGUACGGACAAUGCGAAGAGCUCAGUGGUGGUCCCGAAGAGAUGGAGGACUCGAGGACAAGCGACGCGACAACGGCAGCAACAGGGACGAGGGAGGAGGAGGAGGGGAAGGAGGAGAGGAGGAGUGUCAUCGGCGUCUCUCCGACUGCUGAUUGUGGCAGGGGUGAUCAGUCUGCACAGUCUGCCAAGGGUAGGGAUAGCAAUGUGCUCCAUUUUGUGCUGCUGGAUGGGACAUGGAACAACUCCAAGGCCAUGCUCCGACGACUUCUGACGAGGUCUGCGACAGAGUGGCCAGGUGAAGAGAUGAAGUGCAUCUCGCUUUCGCCGACCGUGCCGUCUGUUAUGCACGGCCUCAGGCCGCAGCCGUCCCUUGAGAGGAGCUGCACAGCUGCAGCUGCCGCCAAUCUGCUACGAGAACUGGAUGCAUCAGACACACUCUCGUCCUUCCAGCUGUCUCAUUCUGCCGAUGCUAUAGACCAAGCUGUUAAAGUGCUUCUGGACGCCCUUAGCGAACGGCGAGAAAGGCAUGGCAAGCCCGCUCUUCGCCUAGGAUUGAAUAGGCAGAUGGGUUUCCAGAGCUAGACAAGGAUUAUCUCAGCACUGGGUCACACAGGCGUACUAUAGUCUUCACCCGAAUAGAACGGCCGUUUUUUUCUUUCUUUCUUUCUUUCUUUCUUUCUUCUUCUUCUUCUCCUUCUUUCUUUUUUCUUUUUCCGGGACCAUUUUGAUGAUUUACGCUUGUCAUCGUUGCGCAGGGGCCAUGCUAAUCACCUUUCUCUGUUUUGUUCCAAUUUUGACGGAUGUGCCCCGAUGGACACGGCCAGUCAUUAUCGCUGUAUGUGGACUGAGAGUUGCCCCAAAUACAGCUCUAAUGACCGGGCGUUCUAUUCGGGUGAAGAAGACGGUAGUAGGGACUUAACGUUCUCGGAUGUUUUUUUUUUCCGAGCGCAAUCGAGGCCGCGAUUCAGUUGAAAAAGCCGAGCAUUGCGGCAGGAAGCGAUGAUAGGCAAAGGAAGU